Messenger RNA from Penaeus vannamei (Pacific white shrimp), 627 nucleotides. The record is from RefSeq and is a predicted model, not a curated record. Lineage: Eukaryota; Metazoa; Arthropoda; Malacostraca; Decapoda; Penaeidae.
AUGACAGGAGGAGAAGGAUCACGCUGUUACUGCUACAGCGCUGCUGGUGCUGCUGCCUCUGCUGUUUCUGCUGCAUCUGUUGCUGCUGUUUCUGCUGCAUCAGUUGCUGCUGUUUCUGCUGCAUCUGUUGCUGUCGCUGCUGCUGCUGCAUCUGUUGCUGUCGCUAUUGCUGCUGUUUCUGCUGCAUCUGUUGCUGUCGUUGUUGCUGCUGUUUCUGCUGCUGCUCCAUCUGUUGCUGUCGCUGCUGUUUCUGCUGCUACUGCAUCUGUUGCUGUCGCUAUUGCUGCUGUUUUUGCUGCAUCUGUUGCUGUCACUGUCGCUGCUGUUUCUGCUGCUGCUGCAUCUGUUGCUGUCGCUGUUGCUGCUGCUUCAUCUACUGCCGCUGCUGUUGCCUCAGCUGUUGCCACUGCUGCAUCUGCUUCUAUUGUUCUUGUUAUUGCUACUGCUGUUUUUGCCGUCGUUGUUGCCUCUGUUGAUCUCAUUACUGCUGCUGCCUCCUCUGUUGCUGUUGUUGUUGCUGAUCCUGGUCAUCGUGAUGAUGGCAUGACGAAUGACAAGAACAUCAACAGUUGCGAUCGCAACAACGUUGUCAAAGCAGCAGCGACAGCCAAUGCAGCGCCGGCGUAG